AUGUCAAAAAUAGUAAUUGAUUCUCCAUGGGCAAAAACUAAGGAAGAUAUAUUUACUCUUUAUAAUGUUGACGAACAAAAUGGUCUUUCAGAAGAAACUGUCAGAAAACAUCUAGAACUGUAUGGCCCAAAUGAACUACCUGCCGAAGUGGGUAAACCACUUUGGAAACUUAUCUUAGAACAAUUCAACGAUCUUCUAGUCAAAAUUUUACUUGCAGCUGCUUGCAUUUCAUUCGUCUUAGCCUUAACUGAAGAACAAAAAGAAGAUGAAAGUCUUGUAGCUGCUUUUGUUGAGCCAAUUGUUAUUCUUCUUAUUCUAAUUGCAAAUGCUACUGUCGGUGUAUGGCAGGAAAGAAAUGCAGAAAGUGCUAUCGAAGCAUUAAAAGAAUAUGAACCUGAAAUAGCUAAAGUUGUUCGACAAAACCGACCAGGACACAUUCAAAAAAUUAAAGCACGAGAACUUGUACCAGGAGAUGUUGUUGAAGUAGCUGUUGGAGAUAAGGUUCCAGCUGAUAUUCGCAUAACAUCUAUCCAUUCGACAACAGUUCGUAUUGAUCAAUCAUUAUUAACUGGCGAGAGCGAUUCUGUCAUUAAACAUACAGAUCCAGUAACUGUUGAACGUGCUGUCAAUCAAGAUAAACUCAAUAUUCUCUUUUCUGGAACUAACAUUGCUGCUGGUAAAUGUCGAGGUGUUGUUAUUGGAACCGGAUUGAACACUGAAAUCGGUAAGAUUCGAUCAGGGAUGGCGGAAGCAGAAGAAGAAGAAGAAAAAACACCAUUACAACAAAAACUAGACGAAUUUAGUGAACAAUUAUCAAAAGUUAUUUCUAUCAUUUGCGUCGCUGUAUGGGCUAUCAAUAUUGGUCAUUUCAAUGAUCCAGUUCAUGGUGGUUCAUGGCUUCGUGGUGCUGUUUAUUAUUUCAAGAUUGCUGUUGCUCUUGCUGUUGCUGCUAUUCCUGAGGGUUUACCAGCUGUCAUUACAACUUGUCUUGCAUUGGGAACUCGUCGAAUGGCUAAGAAGAAUGCCAUUGUUCGUUCAUUACCAUCAGUCGAAACACUUGGUUGUACAUCAGUCAUUUGUUCUGAUAAAACUGGAACAUUAACAACUAAUCAAAUGUCAAUUUGUCGAAUGUUCAUAUUCGGUAAAGUUGAAGGAAAUGACUUUCAAAUUGAUCAAUUUGAAAUAACUGGAUCAACUUAUGAACCAAAAGGUGACAUUCUCUUUAAUGGAUCAAAAUUCAACUGUUCAGAUCGUAGUGGAUUGGUUGAACUUGCUGAAUGUGCAGCUUUGUGUAAUGAUUCAGCAUUAGAUUAUAAUGAGACAAAGAAAGCAUUCGAAAGAGUUGGUGAAGCAACAGAAACAGCUUUGACUGUUCUUGUCGAAAAGAUGAAUGUAUUCAAUACUGAUAAAUCUCGUUUAUCACCUCAAGAACUUGCAAUGUCAUCGAAUACAGUCAUCCGCCAAAAAUAUCGUAAAGAUUUCACAUUAGAAUUCUCACGUGAUCGAAAAUCAAUGUCAAGUCAUGUGACACCUACAGGCAGUAGUCAGUCAGGAGCUAAAAUGUUUGUAAAAGGCGCGCCUGAAGCAAUAAUCGAAAGAUGUACACAUAUUCGAGUUGGUACACAAAAAGUUCCAAUGACUGAAACAAUAAAAAAAGCAAUUAUGAAAUUAGUUUGUCAAUAUGGAACAGGACGGGAAACACUACGUUGUUUGGCCUUAGGAACAAUUGAUGAACCACUAAGAAAAGAAGAUAUGAAACUAGAAGACUCGACAAAAUUUGUUACUUAUGAGAACAACAUUACAUUUGUUGGUGUUGUUGGUAUGCUUGAUCCACCACGUGCUGAAGUGCGUGAAGCUAUUGAACGAUGUCGUAACGCUGGUAUUCGUGUUAUCAUGAUCACUGGUGAUGAUAAGAACACGGCCGAAGCUAUUUGUCAUCGUAUUGGCAUCUUUGGAGAUUCAGAAGACACAAAAGGUAAAGCAUUUAGUGGUCGAGAAUUCGAUGAUCUUUCAACUGAAGAACAAUCAGAAGCUUGUCGUCAUGCAAAAAUGUUUGCACGUGUUGAACCAUCACAUAAAUCUAAGAUUGUAGCAUUUCUACAAUCACAUGGUGAAAUUACUGCUAUGACUGGUGAUGGUGUCAACGAUGCACCUGCUUUGAAAAAAGCUGAAAUUGGUAUUGCUAUGGGUUCCGGUACAGCUGUUGCUAAAUCAGCAUCUGAAAUGGUUUUAGCUGAUGAUAACUUUUCAUCAAUUGUAUCUGCUGUUGAAGAAGGUCGUGCUAUCUAUAAUAACAUGAAACAAUUUAUUCGUUAUUUGAUUUCAUCAAAUAUUGGAGAGGUUGUGUGCAUUUUUUUGACUGCUGCUCUUGGUUUACCCGAAUCAUUGAUUCCUGUUCAAUUACUUUGGGUCAAUUUGGUCACAGAUGGUUUACCAGCAACAGCACUUGGUUUCAAUCCACCUGAUUUGGAUAUUAUGGAUCGUGCACCACGAAAAUCAAAAGAAGCUCUAAUAACACCAUGGUUAUUUUUUCGCUAUUUAGUUAUCGGAAGUUAUGUUGGUUUUGCUGUAGUAUGGAGCGCUUCAUGGUGGUCAAUGCAUGCAUCAAAUGGUCCAAAACUUUCCUAUUGGCAUUUGAAAAAUCAUUUCAAAUGUCGUGCAGGUGGUAAAGAAUGGGAAAAUAUUAGUUGUUCUGUUUUUGAAGAUCCACAUCCAAUGACAAUGGCUUUAUCAGUACUUGUCACUAUUGAAAUGUUAAAUGCACUUAACAGUUUGUCGGAAAAUCAAUCUCUUAUUAAAAUGCCACCAUGGAAAAAUAAAUAUCUAUUAUAUGCUAUUGCUUUAUCAAUGUCAUUACAUAUGAUGAUUUUAUACAUUCCUAUGUUCAAUACUGUAUUUCAAAUCUGUCCACUUUCAGUAGAAGAAUGGAUGGCUGUAAUCAAAAUUUCUUUACCAGUUAUAUUAAUAGAUGAAUUAUUGAAAUUUAUUGCACGACAAUAUAUUGAUCAGGGUUCAAAAUUGAAACAUGAAUAA
Adineta steineri is the source of this 3033-nucleotide messenger RNA. Lineage: Eukaryota; Metazoa; Rotifera; Eurotatoria; Adinetida; Adinetidae. The record is from the annotation of a GenBank genome assembly.